Molecule: messenger RNA, 4544 nt
Organism: Orbicella faveolata
Lineage: Eukaryota; Metazoa; Cnidaria; Anthozoa; Scleractinia; Merulinidae
Biological process (GO): regulation of transcription by RNA polymerase II
Cellular component (GO): transcription regulator complex; PcG protein complex; chromatin
Molecular function (GO): DNA-binding transcription factor activity, RNA polymerase II-specific; RNA polymerase II cis-regulatory region sequence-specific DNA binding
Source: RefSeq, a predicted model, not a curated record
CGCUAUUUUUGAUAAUCCUUCCCUCGAUUAGCCGUCACUCGACGGCAUUUGGUUAUCCCGAAUUGUUUCGACGGCAACCGCAAAUGAUUUUGCCGUCCUGUAGGAAAUGUUUUACAUGUUGCAAGCACGUCGCACACGACAACCCGGGUGAAAUUGACGGGGGAGUUACAUUCAUGAUAUUUCAGCCAUGUGACGUCACCCAGCGGAAUUCUCCUGUCGAAUGAGCAUUGAAUACUGAUGUGGUAUCUCAUAGCCACAUGCUAAUAUCUUUUAUGCAGUGUGUCGAGCGCUUAACGGCAGCAUUCGUCAUCGUCCUUGAAGUGAAGCACAACGACAGGAAUCGCGGAGUAGGAUUUUCUCCAGCUUUGAGGCUGCCAUCAUGCCGCGAGCGUUCUUAAUCAAGGCCAAGAAGGAGAAAAAGAAGGAGGAAGAACAGGCAUCUCAGCUCGAACACCAACACGGACAAUUUUCCAACGAAGUUGCUGAUCCCCAGAGCAACGAGAUCGUGCACUCAUCGAGACCAGAGGAUCAAAUUUCAUCGUCUACAGACCCUCACUUACUGCCCUCUAGUCUCCAUGCUAAGCGAAAGCAUUCGCAGAGCGAAGCAGAAUUAGACGAACGGGAAAUAAGUGCUGCUUCGCGUCUCAGCCAAGCCGAUGUUUACGUCUCGAACAAAAAUGCCGUCGCAGAAAUUUCACGCGCGGGAAACAAAGUUAUAUCGAGGAAAACGCGUAAGAGAAACCCGAAGAAGUCCGUAGUUUAUUACUACAAAGUUGCUCAAGAACCCAAAGAAGGGAGAGGCGAACUGCCUCAAGGAGUUGGCCACGACGCAAGUUCGCGCAGGGACGUUCCGCAUGACGGGCAAGCGCCUCGCACGACUUUUUCAUCGCAUCAAAGGAAACAUAAUUAUGCAGCGGCGGCAAACUGCAAGCAAGUCAAAUCUCAGGGGAACCCCCACGGCGACUAUCAGUUCAAUCCGCCCACGCAUUCAGCGAGAUGUCAAGAAAAGUCCACACGAUUUGAAUAUCAAAAGGCCAUCUAUCGAGAAAGCCCAACGCAAUUUAAUUAUGCAGAGACUGGCGGCAAAUUCUCGCGCGAGAGACACGAAGCGGCGCCAACGGUGAACAACGUGGGCUUGGACAAUGUAAAGAUCGUCGAAGUUCACUCCAUCGGGCAAAAGAUGGACAUUGUUUAUCCAGAUAAAUCAAGAAAUAGCCCAGCUGUGCCUUCACAUCGCCCAAAUGAAGAUUACCGUGGAAAUGUGUCUGCAGCUAAUGUACCAGCUUCUUCUCCAGCAACAACAAAUUACAUCCAGAGAAAAGAGCCAUUGCCUCAGGAGACAGCACCAGUGCAAACCUCUGUAUCUUCUGUGAAACCUGUUGUCCAUUACCUCCCGGUGUAUGCUAUUCCAAGUUCCAAUGGAGUACAAUAUCAGGCAGUCCCUGGAGCUGCUAUUCUUGAGAAGGUGUCAGGUUCUCCUAAUUUAUAUGCACCAGUGGGAAAUAACAGUGAGGCCAAGCCGCAGCCUACAUAUCAGCAACAGGCUCCUCCCACGGCACCACAACAGCCCCCAGCACAGUCACAAGUACCGCCAGCCAUGCCCCAUCAACCACAGGUACAGGGGCCAUCACACACUCAGCAUCACUUGCCCCAGCAACAGCCUCAGGGUCCUGUUGUGUAUCAACCAAGAAUGAUGUCUAGCCCAGGAGCAGCUCACACUGUGCCGCCAUCGCCAAUGGUUCAGCCUGGUUACCCACCACAGCCAAGUAAUGCUCCAGUGGCUUCUCUGCCGUACCCUCCACCAGAUCCAAGAAUCACUAGAUCACAAGCUUAUCCACCUCACACAGCAGCUCAGCCAGUCUCCGCUCCCCCAUAUGUUGUGACGAAGUCAGAACCAGUGUCGCCUCAACAGUUGUCACCUCCUGGUCCUCCAGUUGUUACAUCUCAGCCAUAUCCUGUCCCUGUGCAAGCAGUGGGGCCGCCUCAGCCUCAGCACUACCAUGUGCCAAAUCAAACGGUUCCAGGGCAACAUCCAUACCCUCCACAGGAUCAGAAAUUGACAAGACCACCAAUGUACCCACCCCAAUAUCAAGUGGCACCAAACCAGACCCCCUACCCAGUUCAUGUUAUACCUGCACAGCUGCCAUAUCCACCAGCUACCCAGCAGGUGCCCACCAGCCAGCCUGCACCACCAGGGCAGACAACUUCAGGGCCAGUGCCUUCUCCUCAACAUCACUAUCCACACGAGAGACCACCUCAGUCUUAUUACCCACCUCACAGUGCUCCAGCAGUACAGUACCAGGCUGAAAAGCCAGCUCCAGUGGCAGUCCAUUAUUAUCCAGUGAAUAGACCUCCAACUGAAUUACCAGUUGUGCAGCAGUAUCCAGAUCAGAAACCGGUGCAUUUACCAUCGCUUCCAUACCCUGUUGAGAAUACAAGCCAGCCACCUACUCCUCAGUAUACCCCUGAUGGUGAAGACAAACAAAAGUUUGUUUACGCCCCACCACCCCCAGACUUUAUGCGCAGUCCUGUGUACAGGGUUCCAGCAACUGAGGUACCUACGAUGGUUCAGCCAAGCCAGCCAUCAAACCAGCCACCAAAGGGAGCAAAGAGGAGAAAAACAGCAAUGCCUCAUCGUGAAAUCAAAGACAAUUCUUCCCCACAGGAGAGCCACCCACAGCAGAGUGCCAGCCCGGAACUCCAGUGCAAAGAGAGGAUGACCAAAUCUCCUGGUCACAAUCCUGCUCUGAACAAAUCCAGCUGUGUUAUCACUCCUCCUGGUUCACCACAAGAUGACGAAAGUGGUUCAUACACUGUAGUCAUGAGAGAUUAUGGCAUCCAGGCUGGGCCGCCAACUGAACAGGGCACAUGGACUGUGAAGGUGGAAUCUGCUGCUCCCCGUGUCUACAUUUCUGAAAAAGAAGCUCUUGCACAUUCCAAUGGUGAAGGCACGUGGGAUGGAGAGGAAGAGUAUGAAAUGGAAGAAGAGGAGGAGGACGAGGACGAGGACUACAGCGAAGUUGAUGGGGAUGAUGAGGCCUACAGCCCGACUCAGAAGGAAAACCGCUCUCCUGGAGGUUUUCCCAAUGUUGAUGAAAAUGGAAACCCACUUCCCAGAAAAGGCAGGAGGAGAAAUGCAAAGUACACCUGCAAAUUCUGCCGAAAGGGAUUCCAGUGGUACUCACACCUGACGUCACACGAACGCACCCACACUGGAGAGAAACCAUUCAAAUGCCCUGAAUGUUCUAGAGCGUUCACGCGUGCAGAUGGACUGCAAUGUCACAUGCUGGUGCACAGCAAAAAGAGGCCGUUCAAGUGUCACUACUGCAGCAAAGGCUUUAAUGACAAUACGAGCUUGGAAAAGCACACCUACAGUCAUACUGGAGUGAAGCCCUUCAAAUGUGAAUAUUGCGGACGUGCUUUCAGUGACUCUCAGUCCAUUGAGAAACAUUUGCUUGUCCACAUAGGUACAAAGCCGUAUAAAUGCCAGUUUUGCGUUCGGUCUUUUAAUGAUUCUCAAAUGCUAGUUAGGCAUAUUCGUAGCCACACUGGCGAGAAACCAUUUAAGUGCCAGCAUUGCCAAAUGGCAUUCAGCAAACAAAGCGCACUUGUUAUUCACACAAGAGUUCAUACGGGGGAAAAGCCAUAUCAGUGCCCUCAUUGCUCAAAGUGCUUUUCAAUUUCUGGCAAUUUACAGCGUCAUAUUCUUAUACACACAGGGGAAAGGCCAUAUCGGUGUUCCAAAUGUCCAAAGGCUUUUAACAACCCUAGUCACUUGUCUCGUCAUAUCAGUAAGCUUCAUGCUCCGCAAGUGAAACCUGAGGGAGUUGUUGAUAAUCGGCCAAGUUUUAGUGUACCGGGAAGUAAUACCAGUGAGCCUAUCCAUGCAUAAGUUAUUUAAUGUUUGUUAAUUAGCCUGAGAUAGAUUUUCAAGAUGUUGCCUACAAACAUUUUACUAGUAUUUAUUAGCAUUCCAUUAGUUCAUUCAAACACUGAGCAGGUAGUGAAUUUUUCCACACCCCAUUUAGUAAAUUCAUCCUGCUAUGCAAGACAGUGUUUGUGGUAUCACUGUACAUCUUAGGUAACUUGCUCACUUAUUUCAUGAUUGUUUGGAAUCAUAGUAUAUUACAUCCCUAACAGUGAAAAAAAUAAUCAAGUUUAGCAAUGCAUCCAAUAAUACGAAAACUUUGAUAAUAAUUAUAUCCUCAAAAUGCUGUUAGAAUUUGUUACAGUUCAUCAUAUCUAUUUUUUGAGACUGCUUUAUAUAAUAAUAAUAUUAUUUUCCUAGAAGGGGACCACAGAUGUAAAUAUAGAUUUGUCAUAUAACUAAAAUAGAUAACUAUUUGGAUGGGGAAAUAUUUUUAUAAAUACUUAUGCUAGUGUGGCAAAAAAUAUUUAUUUUGAGACUAGAUUUUCUUGAGACAGAAAUGUAGAACACUUGUUAUCACGACUGAGUUGGUGAUUAUUUUUUGUCAGUCAAGACACAUAUUUAGAUAAAAGGUGAAAAUUGUGUGACUUUGUAAAUAAAUAGUUUUAUAAAGAAA